AUGGGCCGCAUGCACUCGAAGGGUAAGGGUAUAUCCCGCUCUGCCAUACCAUACACUCGCGCUCCUGCGCCCUGGAACAAGUACACGCCGGAGGACGUCUGCGAGCAGAUCUGCAAGCUCGCCAAGAAGGGCACGCCCCCCUCGAGGAUCGGGCUUAUCCUCCGCGACCAGUUUGCGAUCGGCCAGGUCAAGAACGUCACGGGGUCGAAGAUCGUCCGCAUCCUGAAAGCGAAGGGCCUUGCGCCCGAAAUCCCCGAGGACCUCUACUGCAUGAUCAAGAAGGCGGUCGCCAUCCGCAAGCACCUCGAGCGCAGCCGCCGCGACAAGGACUCGAAGUUCCGCCUGAUCCUGGUCGAGUCGAGGAUCCACCGCCUCGCGCGCUACUACCGCCAGGCGAGGCGCCUCCCCCCGACGUUCCGCUACAAGUCCGACCAGGCCGCCGCGCUCCUUGCGACGUACGCGUGA
Messenger RNA from Giardia duodenalis, 465 nucleotides. RefSeq names its product Ribosomal protein S13. Gene Ontology annotation, biological process: translation. Gene Ontology annotation, cellular component: cytosolic small ribosomal subunit; nucleolus; ribosome. The transcript has a single exon. NCBI's taxonomy places the organism in Eukaryota, Fornicata, Diplomonadida, Hexamitidae. Gene Ontology annotation, molecular function: small ribosomal subunit rRNA binding; structural constituent of ribosome. The record is from RefSeq and is a predicted model, not a curated record. Bases 1 to 465 code for a protein of 154 amino acids.